Solenopsis invicta (red fire ant) is the source of this 815-nucleotide messenger RNA. It is a transcript of the gene RpS8, whose product is annotated as 40S ribosomal protein S8. The record is from RefSeq and is a predicted model, not a curated record. Bases 131 to 757 code for a protein of 208 amino acids. Gene Ontology annotation, biological process: translation; maturation of SSU-rRNA from tricistronic rRNA transcript (SSU-rRNA, 5.8S rRNA, LSU-rRNA). NCBI's taxonomy places the organism in Eukaryota, Metazoa, Arthropoda, Insecta, Hymenoptera, Formicidae. Gene Ontology annotation, cellular component: cytosolic small ribosomal subunit; ribosome. The transcript is spliced from 5 exons. Gene Ontology annotation, molecular function: structural constituent of ribosome.
GGCUGGAAAAUCGACCAAUGGAUGUUCCUGUUGCAGACGUAGUGACUUCGUUUGAUUCGGCGCAGAUCGGCGGUAGUCUCUCUUUUCUCUAGUAUUCUAAAGAUCCGGGUUCUUUCUGCAUCGCAGCAAGAUGGGUAUCUCUCGGGAUCAUUGGCAUAAGCGGAGAGCCACUGGUGGAAAGAGAAAACCCAUUCGCAAGAAGAGGAAGUUUGAAUUAGGACGUCCAGCUGCAAACACCAAGCUUGGUCCACAGCGGAUUCAUACUGUCCGUACGCGUGGAGGUAAUAAAAAGUACAGAGCACUUAGAUUGGACACAGGAAACUUUUCCUGGGGCUCUGAAUGCAGUACCAGGAAAACUCGUGUUAUCGACGUUGUUUAUAAUGCAUCAAACAAUGAGUUGGUGCGAACCAAAACUUUGGUCAAGAAUGCUAUUGUCACCAUUGAUGCCACGCCAUUCAGGCAAUGGUAUGAAGGACAUUAUGUACUGCCACUGGGCCGCAAAAGGGGUGCUAAACUGACUGAGGCUGAAGAGGAAGUGCUGAAUAAGAAGCGAUCUAAAAAGGCAGAAACCAAAUACAAGGCCAGACAGCGAUUUGCCAAGGUUGAACCUGCCUUGGAAGAACAGUUUGCAACGGGACGUGUUCUUGCUUGCAUAGCAAGUAGGCCUGGUCAAUGCGGUAGAGCUGACGGUUACAUCCUCGAGGGCAAAGAGCUCGAGUUUUAUAUGAGGAAGAUUAAGAGCAAGAAGGCUAAAUAAAUAUAAUUAUGAUUCAUUAAUAAAACACGAUCUUGAAAUACAGAAGAACUUUAUCUCA